This is a messenger RNA of Seriola dumerili (greater amberjack), 1526 nucleotides long. Its product is annotated as zinc finger protein 180-like. Gene Ontology annotation, molecular function: RNA polymerase II cis-regulatory region sequence-specific DNA binding; DNA-binding transcription factor activity. The coding region runs from base 161 to 1333 and encodes 390 amino acids. Gene Ontology annotation, biological process: regulation of transcription by RNA polymerase II. Lineage: Eukaryota; Metazoa; Chordata; Actinopteri; Carangiformes; Carangidae. The record is from RefSeq and is a predicted model, not a curated record. The transcript is spliced from 4 exons.
UCCAUAUCAACCACUUGAGUUCUGUGGUAGGGACACUCACGCGUUCCUUGUGGGCACUCGUGCAUUACAUUGUAACUACAUUUUUACAGUGAACAUUAAGACCUCCCGAGAGAAGCAUCUUGUCUGUGCGCAUCUCGUGUGUCACAGAAACCUUCAAACCAUGUCAACAGUAUUUUCUUUUCAGACGCAACUCGUCUCCAUCAUGGACGCAUUAUCCAAAACAGCCGUAAUGGAAAUAAGCAAACUGGUGGAGAUCGAGUCGAAGAUGCUGAAAAUAGAGAUAACUCGAGGGCGGAACGAAAUCGCCUCGCUCACAGAGAAACUGCAGCUGAUGGAGAAAUUGCUUUAUAUCGCACAGGGGGGCAGACAGGACGCCGCGGCAGCAGCAUGCUCAGUGGUAAGGGACGGCUCAGCAAACAGAAUAUUGGAGCCUGACAGGACAAGACCUGCCAUAAAGAGUGAGAGCCCAUGGGAAAGCAUAAGUUCCUCCACUGAGAUGAGCAGUUUGCAUCAAGGCGAAGAGCAAACUGCGGCUGAACUUCCAAACCCACCGAAAGAGCAGCCUGAUCUAAUUGUUGUAAAGGAAGAGCCGUCAGAGGUGGACACCGGAGACAAUGAACAAGAUAGGACAAGUGAAAACAGAAGAGAAGCCGUCACAGAAACUCAAAAGAGUCCAGAUGUGAUGCAGCAUCCCAAAUCCAUCCCAGAACAUCAGCAGCCCAUGUUCACUGAUAGCUUUGUGACCUUGAGUGCCCAGUCGUCUCUCCCUGGAGCAGGGAGGACCAGGGAAACACAGUGGAAUCCACAGCUUGCACCUGUGCACACAAAUCUAGAGGCUGGGAAAAGCAUUGUGCAAAAUAUUGCCUCCCAAAGCUUAAGUGUGCUCAGAAACAUGAAGAUUCACAACAUGAGGAACUCAGCUGCAAAGAGGUUUGGGUGCUUGCAGUGCGGCAAGAGCUUCAGAUGCUUUAGUCAGCUUGAAAUACACCAGAGGAGUCACACAGGAGAGAAACCCUUCAGGUGCACGCUGUGUGGAAAGAGAUAUGCUCAAAAGGGGCAUCUGUAUACACACCAGCGCACACACACUGGGGAGAAGCCGUAUCGCUGUCCUAUUUGUGGAAAGGGCUUUAUUCAGAAAUGUACUCUUGAUAUGCAUCAGCGUACACACACCGGAGAAAAGCCUUUUGUUUGUAUCAAAUGUGGCAAGGGUUUUACAAAGAACUGUAAUCUGAAAAAACACCUUGCAGUACAUUUAGAUCCCAGUUUGAACAUGUAUGGUAGUGAAUCUGGUGCACCAACGUUUAGUGCAACAUUAAUUAAUGGCACCACUUAAAACAGUCCACCAAAUGUACUUCUCCACUUGUUUGAUUUAAAUGAGUAAAUAAUAAUCAAUAAAGUUAUCUUUGCUCCAGAUUUUUGAGUAACAGACAAUAGUGCAUCACCUUCUUUGAUGUGAUAAAAAUGUGUCAGUACAUGUUUUCUUCUGCUUUCCUUUCAUGUAUCAUUUUCAACUAAUCCCCUCUCAA